AUGAAGUUGUUCCUUGCUGUGAUGGCCUGCCUGGCCCUGACCCAGGCGGCUCAGCUACCGUUCCAGCGCCCUGUUACCGUCCGUGACGCUCAGGAUCUUGCCGCCCGGAGCCAUGUCCGCAUUGUCAACGGUUUCCCGGCCUCCCCAGGUCAGUUCCCGUACCAGGUAAUGCUGAGAGGUUUCACUGCCACCGGUGCUCUAGCUUGCGGUGGUUCUUUGAUCUCGAACGAGUGGGUCCUGACGGCUGCUCACUGUAUUACUGGCGUUCAACGGUUCGAAAUUGUCAUGGGAACCAUUGUGUCAGCUUCACCCGAAGUGCUGGGACACUCCACCAACUUUAUCAUCCAUCCAUCGUACAACCCCAGUAACCUCAACAACGAUAUCGGUCUGAUCCGUCUCGAUACACCGGUAGGCUUCUCACAGAACAUCCAACCGAUAAACCUACCAAGUGCCGACCGUACCGGAGAAACGUUCUUGGAUAACAUUGCCACUGUAUCCGGAUUCGGACGCACCAGUGACACCGGCCCUGUUUCGCCGACUAAAAACUGGGUAAACAUCCGUGUCAUCUCGAACGCAGCCUGUGCUGCCGUUUACGGAUCAUCGGUUGUCGUUGCGUCCACCAUCUGCGGAACCGGAGCUGAUGCCGCUAACCAGAGUACCUGCCAGGGCGACUCUGGCGGCCCACUUGCCAUUCAGGAGGGUGGCGCCAGCCUCCAAAUCGGUGUAGUUUCGUUCGUUUCAUCGGCCGGAUGCACCUCCGGACACCCGUCGGGUUACGUACGAACCACUCACUUCCGCUCUUGGAUCAAUUCGCAGACCGGAAUCUAA
Messenger RNA from Sabethes cyaneus, 828 nucleotides. RefSeq names its product collagenase-like. The coding region runs from base 1 to 828 and encodes 275 amino acids. Gene Ontology annotation, biological process: proteolysis. The record is from RefSeq and is a predicted model, not a curated record. Gene Ontology annotation, molecular function: serine-type endopeptidase activity. The transcript has 3 exons. NCBI's taxonomy places the organism in Eukaryota, Metazoa, Arthropoda, Insecta, Diptera, Culicidae.